ACACUUUUUAGAAAGAUGAUCACAUUUGUGACGGGUUUUGUCACGAGAUCCUGCGCGUGCGCGGCGGCGGCGGAAGUGACGCAGCGCGCUGCGUUUCCGUUGGCUGGUCUGUCCGCUGGAGCGUCAGAAACGGAUCGGUUCGGUUCGGUUCAUCGCAAUCAGAAGCAUAAACGCAUCUCUCGUCAGAUGUCGUUCGGUGUCCCGCACGGCGGCGGCCGGCGCAGUAAGUGGGACCAGGCGGGUCCGGGGUCUUCUGGCGAGGCUGAUGGAGGCUCUGCUCCGAGUGGAGCUCUGGACGCCGCUGCAGCCGUCGCUGCCAAGAUCAACGCCAUGCUCGUGGCCAAAGGAAAACUCAAGCCGUCUCAGAUCAGCAGCGCUGCUUCCACUGAUAAAGUGGCAGGUGUCGGUGGUAAUAAGGUGAAAGAUGAUCUGGUGGUGGCGGAGGUGGAGAUUAACGAUGUCCCGCUCACCUGUCGGAAUCUGCUGACCCGCGGACAGACUCAAGACGAGAUCAGCCGAGUGAGCGGCGCUGCUGUGUCCACCAGAGGACGCUUCAUGACCGCUGAGGAGAAGAGCAAAGCACUGCCCAGUGACCGUCCACUCUAUCUGCACGUCCAGGGACAAACCAGAGACCUAGUGGACAAGGCUGUUAACCGGAUCAAGGAGAUCAUUACUAACGGUGUAGUGAAGGCUGCCACUAACUCGAGCUACAGCGGAGCGACGGUCACCGUUUACCAGCAGCCCGGCCCCGCUCCUCCACCCACAAUCCCCCCUGCUGCUCACAAACCACACUACCCCGGAGGAAUGCACUAUGUGCAGGACAAGCUGUUUGUGGGUCUGGAUCAGGCCGUGCAGGGCUUCUGUGUGAAGGAGCGUGUGGAGGGGCCCGGAUGCUCAUAUCUGCAGCACAUUCAGGCUGAAACUGGGGCCAAAGUCUUCCUUCGGGGCCGGGGGUCCGGCUGCCUGGAGCCCGCGUCUGGACGAGAGGCCUUCGAGCCCAUGUACAUCUACAUCAGUCACCCUAAACCAGAAGGACUUGCUGCAGCUAAAACACUGUGUGAAAACCUCCUGCAGACCGUUCAUGCUGAGUAUUCUCGAUUCCUGAAUCAGAUGAGCAGUGUGAUGCCCACACAGGCAGGGUUCAUUCAGCCUCCUUCCAUUAACGGGAUCCCGCCGCAGGCUCCGUAUUAUUCUCCCGCGGGCUUCCAGCCGUCCUACCCCGGCCCGACCCCGCCGCCGCAGCCCGUCGCUCCUCAGUAUCCAGCGGCUCCUUCGGCCCCGGCCCCGGGCCCUCUCCCCACCGCACAGUAUCCCAUCACCCCCACGCCCCCGAGCGCCCCGGCUCAGACGCUUCCUCCGGCUCCGUUCCCCCCCGCCGCUCCGGCUCCGCCCAAAGCCGUGGCUCCGCCCAAUCCGCCACAGAAGCGCCGCUUCACGGAGGAGGUGCCGGACGAGACGGACAGCGGCCUGCUGGGAUACCAGCAUGGACCCAUUCAUAUGACUAAUUUAGGUGCAGGCAUGUCUGUGGGCAGCUCUGAGGCAUCAGGACCCCCGUCUGCUGCUUCCUCAGGGCCUGUGAGAGAGAGAGACAGCAGCAGCAGCAGGCUCAUGCCGCCUCCGUGUGCUCCGGCUCCAGUCGACGGUCUGAGGGUGCAGAAAGCAGAAGAGAAGACGCCGGCGCCGCCGAGCCUUCUGGGUAAGACAGCCGCUUCCGCAGCUCGCUCAUAAUCUCCCGAUGCUCUCUGCAUGCAGAAGUGAGGCUCUGCAGCGGCGGAGGACUGUACGCUAGCUACAGGUAAAGCUGAAGCGUCUCGCUUCCUCAGGAAAUGACACGCUUCAGCUUCUCCGCCCCUCAUUGGUCAGAUGUAAUGAGUGAAGCUCCUCCCCCGAGCGGUGAUGUCAUCAGCCGUGUGGUUGCCGCACUAACGGCCGUCUCUCUUGUGUUUUGUGUUCUCUCUCUUUCUCUGUGUUUUUUCCCUCUCUUUCAUGUGUCCGGACGCUGCGGGGGUGGGGCCUCCUUCCUGAACACCGCCUCCUGAUUGGACGCCCCUCGGUGACGCGCGCGGCCGUCGUCCAAUCCGGCGUUUGAUUAACUGUGCUGCUGUGGCGUGUUGUUUGUCUGUGUGUUUCUGGUCUCUCUCAUCAGAGCCGCAGGUGAAGCGCGUCAGGAUGGGGCUGGUGGCGUACGCCGGGGACUCCUCCGAUGAAGAAGAGGAUCAUGGGGCCUCCAGAGCGUCCGGGGCCACAGGAUGGACGUAUCGUUGCCCGUCAUCACCGCCGCCACGGCCCAAAACACAGGCGCAGACGCAGCCCAUGCCCUUCUGGAUGGCACCGUAAACACACACACACACACGCACACACACACACACACACACACACAC
This is a messenger RNA of Puntigrus tetrazona (Sumatra barb), 2381 nucleotides long. RefSeq names its product KH domain containing 4, pre-mRNA splicing factor (gene khdc4). The coding region runs from base 16 to 1728 and encodes 570 amino acids. The transcript is spliced from 13 exons. Lineage: Eukaryota; Metazoa; Chordata; Actinopteri; Cypriniformes; Cyprinidae. Gene Ontology annotation, cellular component: nucleus. The record is from RefSeq and is a predicted model, not a curated record. Gene Ontology annotation, molecular function: RNA binding.